Molecule: messenger RNA, 1624 nt
Organism: Lytechinus variegatus (green sea urchin)
Lineage: Eukaryota; Metazoa; Echinodermata; Echinoidea; Temnopleuroida; Toxopneustidae
Gene: mterf3
Product: transcription termination factor 3, mitochondrial-like
Exons: 6
Coding region: 239-1546 (435 amino acids)
Biological process (GO): mitochondrial ribosome assembly; regulation of DNA-templated transcription
Cellular component (GO): mitochondrion
Molecular function (GO): double-stranded DNA binding
Source: RefSeq, a predicted model, not a curated record
GCGGUAUGUACCGGUAUAUGUUUCCAGCAUCUGUAAUCCUGGAGGAGUUCUACGAAUACGAUAGGCCCUAACAGGAUCCAUGUCCGAAAAGCGCAAUGGUAAAAGUCUCCUUCAAUGGGUACAGUCAUCUUGUUCCACCAUGUAAUGAAGAUCAUCAAUAAACUGGAUGGAAGAAUGAGUCAAUAAUGAGUCAAGAAUUUCUUCUACUCCAGCAAUAAAACACCUCACGAUUUCCAUUAUGACUUGCCGCAGCCCCCUAUUUGGUUGCAGACUCUUCAAGGGAUUCUUUCCCUAUCUUUGUAUCUGCAAGAGUGCUCCAGUCCCCAUAGUGUCCAAAAGCAAGAGCCAGAUCUUGUUGAUCCAACAGUUGCAUAAGCAUGGAUUCUCUGGCUUUGAGAGGGCCUUGGUAGAACACGACUUCCGUAAGACGGGAACUAAAUUGAAAUUUGUACAUCCCAAGAGACUGAUAUCAGAAUCUAAGUCCGAUGCAUUUGAGAGAACUGCCUCUGGAAGAUUAGAUAACUUUGAAGAUGACGGUUUAUCCAGUAAGAGUUUGCUGAACACAGAGCUGUCUUCUGCAGAUGCGAGUGUCAUUCCUGAAGACGAGGCUGAGGUGUGGGACCAGAACCAGGAAUUAGAGAUUGACAUCCUUGAGGAGACAGAGAACCCCAAGAUCCUUGAACACUUUGCUGACAUACCACUCAUGCCAGAGACAUAUACCCUUGCCUCGUAUGUGGACCAUUCCGAGACCCUGCAGAAGCUUGUGCGAAUGGGCGUGGACCUUUCCAAGGUGGAGAGCAGGAAAGGGGUGGCCACCAUGCUUAUGAAGAUGGAUUUUGACAGAGACAUAAAGGACAAGCUAGCAUUUUUACACCACACGGGAGUCCCAGGAGAGCAUCUAGGAUCUUUUGUCACCAAGAACCCUUUCAUUCUUGGUGAAGAUGUGCGGAAUCUAGAAGCCAGGGUACAUUAUUUGCAUCAAAAAGGGUUUUCUGAGACUGCCAUUUCCCAGAUUGUUUGUCGUGCCCCUUACAUCCUUAAUUUCUCUGUGGAGAGGAUUGACAACAAACUAGGUUACUUUCAGCAGCUUUUAAGUUUUUCUGAUUCCAAAGUCAGAGAGAUUAUCACCAGGUGUCCCAAGCUGGUCACCAUGAAAGUUUCAAGACCCAAGGAGAACUUGUUUGUCCUAGAGUUCCAGUGUGGUUUCAGUAAGGUAGCCUUACGCUCCAUGGUCCUCAAAGAACCAGCAAUGCUGCUCAGAGGUAAACAUCGUUUGAUUUCAACUUUUGACUACCUCCACAACGUCAUGGAGAUCCCACACAAGAUGUUUCUUAAGUCACCAGAAAUCUUCCUCGGCCAAGUUAACAGGGUUAAGGAUCGACACAAGUAUCUGACAUUGCUCGGACGGAACCAGUAUGAUCCCAAAGAGCCUGGUUAUGUUCCGCUGAUGUCCAUGUUCAAACUACCAGAUGAGGUCUUCUGCAAAGACAUCGCUAGGACUUCACUCGGAGAAUACGAGAGAUUCUUGAAGACAAGCCGUUCAUGAUGCAUAAGCCAGUUCGUAGUUCCUUUCUGGAGUUUCUGCGCAUGAUCAAAAGAUUCUAUGCAUGAUCAGAGGAAGGUC